This is a messenger RNA of Zingiber officinale, 484 nucleotides long. RefSeq lists its product as uncharacterized. The transcript is spliced from 3 exons. The coding region runs from base 23 to 325 and encodes 100 amino acids. Lineage: Eukaryota; Viridiplantae; Streptophyta; Magnoliopsida; Zingiberales; Zingiberaceae. The record is from RefSeq and is a predicted model, not a curated record.
UGCAAAAAAAUUCCUGGAUAUUAUGCCUGAGGACCUCAUAUUUUCUGUUUAUUUCAGAAUAAUAAUAUGUUUUGUCAGAAAUAUUGAUAAUGUGUGGAAUGUUCUUGAGAUUCAUGGUUUAUCAAGGCAUAGUGUUAUGAAAAAAACUUCUCUAUUGGGUGAUAAAAGUGUGAGGCAUUGGAUCCCAUAUGAUGAACUCCAAAAUGCAAAGAGGCUACAAUGUUUAUCUUGCAUGGACCAGUAUCAGGAUGGGAUAACCUCCUGUGAAGCUCCAUCAAGAAGCCUCAAUCACGCCCAUUCUAUGAGGGUACUGAUAAAGUUAUGAGAGAAGUAUUUAAGAAACAUGUGAUGUCGGUAGAGGAAUAGGGAUUUUUUUCUCAGGUUAUCACACAGCAUGUCAAUUGAUGUUUUUUGCUCAAUUCAAGGUCUUUCUAUUGUUCUUCAUUUUCUGAUUCUUUCUUGUCAUGAAUCUUCUUUCAUUUUG